Molecule: messenger RNA, 837 nt
Organism: Archocentrus centrarchus (flier cichlid)
Lineage: Eukaryota; Metazoa; Chordata; Actinopteri; Cichliformes; Cichlidae
Exons: 5
Coding region: 19-729 (236 amino acids)
Biological process (GO): cell surface receptor signaling pathway; immune response
Cellular component (GO): external side of plasma membrane
Molecular function (GO): transmembrane signaling receptor activity
Source: RefSeq, a predicted model, not a curated record
AGCAGACAUAGAUGCAGCAUGGAAAUCACCACUGCCUACCUAAUACUGUCAGCCACAAUAAAUAUCAAUCCAAACAAAUGUCAGUUCUUUCGAUAUGAGAACAUCCAUCUGAGCUGUGCAGUGUCAGGGUAUCCCAGCAACUGGACAGUGAGGAGAAACACUUCCUCUGAAACAUCUCAGCCAUGCAAAGGUGGAUUUGGAGACCCCAAUGUGACCUCCUGCAUCCUUUCAGAUGUUUACCCAUCAGACAGUGGAUUAUACUGGUGUGAGUCUGAGCAAGGAGAGUGCAGCAACAUUGCCAACAUUACAGUAGCAGCUGGUGUCGUGAUCUUGGAAAGUCCUGCAAGUCCUGUGACCGAGGGAGACAUUGUGACACUUCACUGUUCUUACAAGGAAAGACGUGUUAAAACUUCUACAUCAGAUUUUAAUGCUACGAUCUACCAAAACAAUAAAUAUAUUGGGACAGCACUCAAAGGAAAGAUGACUUUAAGUGUGUCCAAGUAUGACGAAGGGUCCUACAAGUGUCAACACCCCACAAAGGGAGAGUCACCACAGAGUUUUUUGGCUGUGAAAGCCAGAGCCACGCAUAGGAGUGAUCCUACUCCUCCUCCUCCGAUGUCUCUGCCCAAGCUGGUGUGCACGGUCGUACUGUUCAUCCUCUACACUGGUGUCCUCAUACUAUGUAUAUACACGUAUCGAAAGUGGGCUCAAGCUCGAGCUGAUGCUUAAAGGAGAGCACUUGGAGUGUUUGAAGAAGAGCGAAAACAAUGAUCAACUUAUUACUGGAAUUAAAGCAAUAUUGUAAUUUUUCUUUUGUCUUUUACGAUCUCGUUGUAG